AUGGCCAACGACCCCUUCAGGCUGAUGAAGAAUCUCUUUGUGGAGGUCCAGCAUGCCCUGAAGUAUGCUGACAUCUCUGUCCUCUUCAGCCUGGAGGAGAGCAUCCAAUUUCAGGGGGAAGAUGCAAUGAAGGCCAUCGUGAAGGCUGCGGCUAAAAGGUUGUCCUUGCGUCGGAUUCCAACCGUACGUGCCGCACGCUAUGGUGGCGAGGUAGCCGUCUGUUGCAUGGCAGACACCAUCGCGCACGUCAUAGGCGACUACGCCCAGGACUGGAGUUCUGACGGCCAUUUUGGAGCGAGGAGGAGCCUUGGUAGUGGGAGGUCACGCUCCUCUUCAAGCUCCUCAAAGAGUGACAUCACCCUCACAGAGGAACUCUUGGCCCAGGGGGAAACCCUGGAAGAGGACCAAGAGGAGGUGGCUGCGAUCGACGACAACAAGAAAUGUGACUCUGCUAGCUUGGAGAAGGCCAGCAGCAGCUCCCUCUCCGCAGACCUUGUGGACAGCACCUCCACACAGACAGUGAAGGACGAGGCUGUGAAGGAAGGAGUGAGGAAGUCAGGAGAGGGGAAGCGAGGUCGCAAGAAGACCCUGAAGAAGAACAAGGCGUCUCCCCUUGGCACUGAUGAUACCGUGGCUGAUGAGCCGGGGAAAAACGAUCUCUCCUCCUGA
Coregonus clupeaformis (lake whitefish) is the source of this 669-nucleotide messenger RNA. RefSeq lists its product as uncharacterized. NCBI's taxonomy places the organism in Eukaryota, Metazoa, Chordata, Actinopteri, Salmoniformes, Salmonidae. The transcript is spliced from 3 exons. The coding region runs from base 1 to 669 and encodes 222 amino acids. The record is from RefSeq and is a predicted model, not a curated record.